This is a messenger RNA of Phyllopteryx taeniolatus (common seadragon), 1792 nucleotides long. RefSeq names its product lysine methyltransferase 5Ab (gene kmt5ab). Bases 564 to 1514 code for a protein of 316 amino acids. NCBI's taxonomy places the organism in Eukaryota, Metazoa, Chordata, Actinopteri, Syngnathiformes, Syngnathidae. The transcript has 8 exons. Gene Ontology annotation, molecular function: histone H4K20 methyltransferase activity; protein binding. The record is from RefSeq and is a predicted model, not a curated record.
GGUUUUCUCCAGGCACUCCGGUUUCCUCCCACAUCCCCAAAACUUGCAUUAAUUGAAGAAUGUGAGUGCGAAUGGUUGUUUGUCUGUGCCCUACGAUUGGCUGGCGACCAGUUGGGUGUACCCCGCCUUGCGCCCUACGAUAACUGGGUUAGGCUCCAGCACGCCCGCGACCCUAGUGAGGAUAAGCGGAGUGGAAGAUGAAUGAAUUAAUCUUUUAAAAAAAAUUAUAUGUACAAUAUUUUAUUGUGAACUUUCUAACGCUAAUCAACUGAUAUGUUACCCAAGUUCCAAAUGUAGCUUUUUUUCUGGUUGUUUAACAUGAGCUCGAAAUCAAGCCAAUAAGAGAACGGCAUUCACGCAGCAUACCACGCCCAUUUGAAGCAAUCGAACCAAUCGGAGACGCCGAAGGGUUUUUAAAUCCCCACGAUGCCACACGUACACACUCACUGACACAUACACUCUUUGUAUGCGUUUCCACCGUCACCCCAACAAUAAGCAAGCGAAACCCAUCAAUAUAUUUUAUUCACCACCCCUCACGUCGGAUAUGUAUUCGCAACACUGACAUGGCAAAAGGGAAGAAACAGAUGGAAAGGACGGACAAAAAUCCGGAAAACGCUUUGGAACAAAAAGUAACCUCCGGAGAGACCAAAGAAAACUGGCCCGUGGUUAGCAAAGAGCCAGAUUGCAGAAGAAAAGCACAUCCACGUACUCCGAAAAAGGCCAUAUCGCCUCUGAACGAAACCUCCAGCAUGCUCAUUCAAGACCGAAACGACACAGAUGCCAAUCACGCAGCCAAGCUGGACAAAGACACCUCAAAUGAGACGCAGUCGGAGCUGCGCGGAACCAAGGUCGCAGAUCAACCUCAGCAAAAGAAGAUGACGGCGCACACAAACGUGGCCCUGGCGGACGACCGCAAAGUUCCCGCCUCCAAGCCCCGAAGUCGGAAUCCUCACAAAGGGAAAAAGAUGGAAAAUAAAGCCUCGCAAAACAGGAAGGUUACAGACUUCUUCCCAAUCAGGAAAAGUAACAGGAAAACUAAAGGAGAGUUGAAGAAUGAAGAACACAAACACUUGGAUGACCUGAUAAAGAACGGCGUUGAAGAAGGACUGCAGGUGAGGGCGAUAGAAGGCAAAGGGCGUGGUGUAUUUGCCGAGCGCGGCUUCAAAAAGGGCGACUUUGUGGUGGAGUACCACGGUGACCUGCUUGAGCAGGCCGAGGCCAAACGCCGAGAGGCCCGCUACGCCCAAGACCCCCAGACGGGCUGCUACAUGUACUACUUCCAGUACCAGGCCAAGACCUACUGUGUGGACGCCACGCGGGAGACGGGUCGCCUGGGCCGGCUGAUCAACCACAGCAAGGCGGGCAACUGCCAGACCAAGCUACACGCCAUUGACGGCUCGCCUCACCUCAUCCUGGUGGCAUCCAGGGACAUCGAAGCGGCCGAGGAGCUGCUGUAUGACUAUGGUGACCGCAGCAAGGAGGCCAUCUUGGCUCAUCCCUGGCUCAAGCACUAAAAAAAACAAACAAAAAAAGGACCAAAAAACACCACAGUCCUGGGAAACUAGCUGGUGCUAAAAAUGCACAAUCAAUGACUUUUUUUUUUUUUUAAAUGACGGACAAAAAAACUUUUAAACUAAUAUGCAAUUUUAAUCAUGCUUUUUAUACAUUUUUCUGCUGUAGAAUAUUUUGUCUUCAUUCAAAUGUUACACAUUGUCUACUGUUGUGACAUUUGCCAUCAUGUAAAUUAUUAGCUGUGCUGUACCGUGCCCAAUAAAAGACAUGCAUGAGCUGA